AUGAGAGAAUAAAAUAAAAGAAGAAAAUAAAGCAUUAUAAAUGCCUAUAAGAUGAAAUGUAAGGUUAAAAUGCUUAUGUAAAUCUUUAUAAGGCUAGAAACACUAAAAGUGAAUAGAGUAAUAUUUUCAAGAGUUUUGUUAAUAGUGAUGGCUAUAAAUUUAUAAAUAAUGAUCUUAAGAAGAAAAAUGAAACUAUAAAAGUUAAUACAUUACUUUGUAGAUAGCUUAAGUAGUAAAGAUAAUGAAAUCAUUGAAACAUUUAAAUAAAACAAAUUUAUUGGAUGUUUCUCAUAGCACAAACAAUAUUUAUAUAAUAACAGAAUACUAUGA
Messenger RNA from Paramecium sonneborni, 330 nucleotides. Lineage: Eukaryota; Ciliophora; Oligohymenophorea; Peniculida; Parameciidae. The record is from the annotation of a GenBank genome assembly.